AUGAAUAAACCGCCUAAUAUUACAAACCAAACAAUGUUUGAUCUCGACAAUAAUAAACAUAUGAAUGACUUAUCCCUCGGUCCAAAAUAUCUAGUUAUGACUAGAGUACAAAGCGAUGACACCUUGACAAACGUUUCUCCUUUUCUUAUAAAAAAAGUAAUUGAUUGUGUUUGUGGAGAAGUUGAAACCUGCAAAAAACUACAAGCUGGAACUAUUCUAAUUAAAACCAAAAACUCUGUGCAAGCUAACAAAUUAAUCAAAUUAAUAUCACUCAGCCCUACUAUCAAAAUUGAAAUAUCAGAACAUAAAACUUUAAAUACUACGAAAGGUGUUAUAUAUUGUAAUGACCUCAGAAAUAUAGAAGAAAAUGAAAUUUUACAAGAAUUAAAAAAUCAAAAUGUUAUAGAAGUCAAAAAAAUUCUGAAAAAGGUAGAUGAUAAAUUGGUUGAAACUGGUCUUUUAAUAAUUACUUUCUCAUCAAUCAAUCUACCGGAAACUAUUAAUAUUGGUUAUCAAAUUACUAGAGUUAGACCCUAUAUACCAUUACCACUAAAAUGUCACAACUGUUUCCGCUUCGGCCAUAUUUCUAAAUUUUGCAAAAACGAUAAACUAUGCGUCAACUGUGGAAACAUCGAUCACUUAGCAGAAAAUGAAGUUUGUGAAAAUCCUAAAUUGUGUAAUAAUUGUGUAGAAAAUAAACUCACCGACACUAAACAUUCUGUAGUAAGCAAGACAUGUCCAAUUUUUUUAAAAUAUAAAGAAAUUCAAGCCAUCAAAACUUUAGAAAAAGUCGAUAACAAAACUGCAAUGCAAAAAUACAACGAGAGACAUAUUAACAAAUCGACUUUUGCUACAGUUACUAGACAACAUGUUGACUACUCCAAUAUCGAUAACACAAUUAUCACUCCAUCUACCUCUAAUUCCAUUAAAACUUCGCCAACACCUAUUCAAAACAUACAACCGAAAACUUUUACUGCCAACGUAAAGCAAACCACAAGUUCAAUCGACACAAUUCAAACCAAAACUAUGUCACCACCCAAAAAAAAUCAAACUAUCAAAAUUUUACCAAAAACAACAUCCCGACGUACUAGAAGUCAACUUAAGAACGAGGCCAAACGGGUAAAAACAUCACAAGGAAGUCAGGAUAGCGAUGGAACGGAUCAAAACACGGCGGAAGAAUAA
This is a messenger RNA of Lucilia sericata (common green bottle fly), 1182 nucleotides long. RefSeq lists its product as uncharacterized. The transcript has a single exon. Lineage: Eukaryota; Metazoa; Arthropoda; Insecta; Diptera; Calliphoridae. The record is from RefSeq and is a predicted model, not a curated record. Bases 1 to 1182 code for a protein of 393 amino acids.